AUGGCGGCAGAGACGACAGAAACUGCACCGCGGCGGUUUUUUAACAGCCGCGCAAACGGCGGCGCUGACGGCGGCGGCAUCGGUAGUAGCGCACGGGGCGCCGCCGCUGUCCCUGUCCCCGUUCGCGCCGCGGUUCCUCGAUGCCUGUGUAAAAAAGACCUCGAAUCGCGGCGCCGGAAGCGCGGGGCGUGGACGGCGGCGGAAGACGCGGAGCUGCGGGCUUACGUGGCAAAGUACGGCGCGGGAAGUUGGAAGCGCGUGACGGAGGCGACCACGCUGAAACGCGACGCGCAGAGCUGCCGACUGCGGUGGUCCAGUCACCUCAACCCUAAGGUCAACCGUGCGCCCUUCUCGCCAGAGGAAGACGCCCUGCUGCUCGCGAGCAUAGCGUGGGGGGGCUCCCACAGCGGAACCAAGUGGGCUGCCUUUGAGUCCAACGAAUUGAAUGGCGCUCCCAUUCAAUGGGACUCCCGUUCUUCUGGCGAGCGUGACAUGGGGCCUCCUCGGCGAGACGAAACCAAGUGGGCCGGCUGCGAGUCCAACGAAUUGAAUGGCGCUCCCAUUCAAUGGGGCUCCCACGGCGAAACCAAGUGGGCCGCGAUCGCCUCGGCGAAAUUCCCCUCACGAACGGGUUACCAGAUUCAGAGCCGCUGGCACAGCCUGGUCAACAAGCAACGGCGCGGGAUGAAGAACAACCCUCGCAUUGGCCCCCCGAGGGCGGAAUCCCCCCUCCCAGGGGGGGGGGAUCAGGGGAGGCGGGAACUCCCCUCCUGCCUUCAGAGCCGCUGGCACAGCCUGGUCAACAAGCAACGCCGUGGGAUGAACGAGGGGAAAGAACUUCCCCCCUCCCAGGAAGCGGGCGGCAGGGAGGGUUACCACCAGAUUCAGAGCCGCUGGCACAGCCUGGUCAACAAGCAGCGGCACGGGAUGAAGUACAACCCUCGCAUUGGCCCCCCGAGGGCUGAAUCCCCCCUCCCAGGGGGGGAUCAAGGCGGGGGGGGAUCCCGCCUCCCGGGGGGGGAUCAGGGCGGGGGGGGAACCCCUCUCCCAGGGGGGUUUCAGGGCGGGGGGGAAUCCCCCCUGCACGGGGAAAAGAAUUUUCCCCCUUCCCUUAAAGGCAUGGGCGCGGAGGGGGAGGAGGGAAACACUUUACUACCUGCUGCUGGCCCUACUGUCAACCCGUCUUCUCCAACCCAGAGUGGAAGGCCGGAGGGAAACACUACAGCUGCUGCUAUUGUGACAGGCACGGGUGCCGCCUUUGCUCCUUCUCCUGCUGCUGCGCCUGCUCCUGCUGCUCCUGCUGCUGCUGCUGCUGCUGCUGCUGCUGCUGCUGCUGCUGCUGCUGCUGCUGCUGCUGCUGCUGCUGCUGCUGCAGCCCCUGCACCUGCUACUGUUGCUGCUGCUACCCCACCAGCUAUUGCUGCGUUCAUCCAGACCCUCCAUUCUGCAAUCAACGGCCAUCCUCACUCCCAAAGCUCAACCUCCUCCCUUCAGUUUCCCUCCACUCUUCCGGAUUCCAUGCUCCCUAAAUGUUUCGCAGUGCAAAAACGGGGCAGCAGCCAGUCACCUAGCAGCACCGCUCUGCACCAGCAGCUGCAGCAGCACCAGCAGCAGCACCAGCAGCAGCACCAGCAGCAGCAGCAGCAGCAGCAGCAGCAGCAGCAGCAGCAGCAGCAGCAGCAGCAGCAGCAGCAGCAGCAGCAGCAGCAGCAGCAGCAGCAGCAGCAGCAGCAGCAGCAGCAGCAGCAGCAGCAGCAGCAGCAGCAGCAGCAGCAGCAGCAGCAGCAGCAGCAGCAGCAGCAGCAGCAGCAGCAGCAGCAGCAGCAGCAGCAGCAGCAGCAGCAGCAGCAGCAGCAGCAGCAGCAGCAGCAGCAGCAGCAGCAGCAGCAGCAGCAGCAGCAGCAGCAGCAGCAGCAGCAGCAGCAGCAGCAGCAGCAGCAGCAGCAGCAGCAGCAGCAGCAGCAGCAGCAGCAGCAGCAGCAGCAGCAGCAGCAGCAGCAGCAGCAGCAGCAGCAGCAGCAGCAGCAGCAGCAGCAGCAGCAGCAGCAGCAGCAGCAGCAGCAGCAGCAGCAGCAGCAGCAGCAGCAGCAGCAGCAGCAGCAGCAGCAGCAGCAGCAGCAGCAGCAGCAGCAGCAGCAGCAGCAGCAGCAGCAGCAGCAGCAGCAGCAGCAGCAGCAGCAGCAGCAGCAGCAGCAGCAGCAGCAGCAGCAGCAGCAGCAGCAGCAGCAGCAGCAGCAGCAGCAGCAGCAGCAGCAGCAGCAGCAGCAGCAGCAGCAGCAGCAGCAGCAGCAGCAGCAGCAGCAGCAGCAGCAGCAGUAG
Molecule: messenger RNA, 2319 nt
Organism: Closterium sp. Naga37s-1
Lineage: Eukaryota; Viridiplantae; Streptophyta; Zygnematophyceae; Desmidiales; Closteriaceae
Source: the annotation of a GenBank genome assembly